UUUGUUAAUUUUGCUACUAUCACAGAGGAAGUGUCUGCAAGGAUAGUCCAAGUAGUAACAGCUGAAGCUGUAGCAGUCCUGAAAGGUGAACAGGAAAAAGAAGCCCGGCACAAAGAUCAGCCUGGACCAUUACCUUUAGCAGUUGAAGAAUCAGCUAAUCUGCCUCCUUCCCCACCUCCAUCACCAGCCUCAGAACAGACUGGAACACUGGCAGAAGAAGAAGAAACAGUAGAGAGUCCAAUGGCUGAGGAAGCGAAACCAGCAGUUCUUCCUGGAAAGGAGCUGGGGAAAGACAAUGGGUCUGCUGAGCCUUCAGAGCAGGCAGAGGGCCAGCUGGAUUCUGGUUCGGAGGCCAAAGUGUAUCGUGAAGACAGUGUGCUAAGUGUGUCACCCAGCGGGAAAAGCAUAACAGUUGUCGAGGAGGUGCCCCUGAAAGCAAAUAUACCUUCCUUGGCUGAGGAAGAUUUACUUACAGCCUCGAAGAUGGAAAUCCGUGACCAGGAGGGCACAGGCCCUUUCACAGCUGAGCCAUUAGACACAAAGGAUCGUGAGUCAGAGAAAGACAGUAAGACUGAUGAGCAAUCUAAACAUGAUGCCUUAGUUCCACAGCCAGCAAAAACUGAGACUCUAGAUAAAAAGGAGUCACGGGGCAAAGAAGAGGAGAAAACGCAUCCAACUGUGUCGGGACAGACUUUGGAUGCAGAUCUGCAAAAGAAAGGGGAAAUAAGUUUUGCAGACCCAGGUGCUGAUUCAACUGCAGAGUCUCUUGUAUCUCAAGGACGCAGGGACUUGUCAGCUGACCUGCCGAAGGAGAGUAAAACAGAUGGAAGGAGUACAGAUACCCAGAUACCAUCUAACCAGGCUAUACCCCUGACAUAUAAAGAUGACUUUACAGAAACCCAGAAGAGUAAUCUUGCUCUUUUGCCUUCAGAAUCUAGAAUUGACGUGUCUGGUGCUGCCAAAAGUGAACCUCUUUCAGAAACUCCAAUGACUGUCUCACAGAAAUCACAACUUGAAGACAGUUGCAAAACAAAACAAGAGUUCCCUGACAAAGAGACUGCCAAAGAUCUUUCGAAAGAUGAAAAGAUCCACAAAGACAAAACAGAAAAGCCAGAGGCAGGAGAAGUCUCUGCAAUGGCUGCAGAUGCCCCCAAACCAACUACAGAGGAAAGACCCAUCCAGAAAGUUUCUACCUGGGGGGAAGAAAAGGACAUGACAAGGGACGAGAGUGAUGAGGAGGAAAGAUACGGCUUCCUGGAUUGGCAGCCCUCCAAAGUAUUAGAUGAUAGUAAACUUUAUGUGGAGCAAGAAGAUAAAAUAGUUGUUCCAGACAAAGCAGUUGUUAGUGAAGCUAAAAAGUCAUCUGAUGGUCUCAAAGCAGAAGAAGAGACUGAUCGAACUGGGGUCUCAACAGUAGUAGAUGCCAAAAAGGAAGAGCAGCAGAGCACAGAAACCCCCAUUGGCAAGUUAAGCCAUGAAUCAGUUCCUGAGAAAGCAAAAGAACCUAUAGAUACAGUUCAGUUAUCUAAAACACCAGAAAAAGCUCCUGAUGCACCAAGGUUAACAAGUGAAAAGGGCCCAACUCAUGAACUUCGUCAAGACAGAACCAUUGAAAAGGAUGCUAAGGAGGAUACAUUCCAUAUCUCAGAUUCAGCUACUCAUGAAAUACAGGUAGAGGAGGAUAGGUCAGGAAUGUCAAAGUAUUUUGAAACAUCUGCUUUGAAAGAGGAAGCAACAAAAAGUGACACACAGCAGCAAGGCAGUGAUUACUAUGAACUAAGUGACACUAAGGAAAGUGCAUAUGAACUUUAUCAUGCAGAUCCUCUACUAUCUAAAAAGGAAGACAAAAAAUUAGAGCCAGAAACGGAUCAACCAUCCAGUGUCCCUGCUCAUGAAAUAGGAUAUAGUACUCUUGCUCAGAGUUUUCCAUCAGAUAAGUCUGAGGAACCUAGCUCUCCGCAGGAAAGGAUGUUCACUAUUGAUCCCAAAGUGUAUGGGGAUAAGAGACAAAUCCAUAGUAAAAAUAAAGAUGAUUUGACUCUAAGCAGGAGCUUAGGACUUGGAGGAAGAUCUGCAAUAGAACAGCGGAGUAUGUCAAUUAACCUGCCAAUGUCCUGUCUAGAUUCUAUAGCACUAGGAUUCAGCUUUGGCCGUGCUCAGGAUCUCUCUCCCCUCGCUUCAGAUAUUCUAACAAACACUAGUGGGAGCAUGGAUGAAGGUGAUGAUUACUUGCCAGCAACCACCCCGGCAUUAGAGAGAGCCCCCUGUUUCCCUAUAGAUAGCACAGAAGAAGAUGAAAACAUUGAGGAGGAAAAAGCAAUGGAAGAAGAAAAUAUUCAGGUUGAAUCCUUGUGUGAGUCGCCCUUCCUGGCUAAAGAUUAUUACAAAAAUGGGUCUGUAAUGGCCCCUGACUUGCCUGAAAUGUUAGACCUAGCAGGCACAAGGUCUAGAUUAGCUUCUGUGAGUGCUGAUACAGAGGUGGCACGAAGAAAAUCGGUUCCUUCUGAUGCUGCUGUAGAAGACAGUGGUGCGUCCCUGCCUCCUGUGACUGAUGAAAACCACAUAACUCUAAAAGCUGAAAGUCAGCUAGAAGACUUAGGCUACUGCGUUUUCAAUAAGUACACAGUCCCACUACCUUCUCCAGUCCAGGACAGCGAGAGCCUAACAGGUGAAAUCUGCCCCUUUUAUGAAGGCAGGGAUGAAAAAAUGAGAAGAGGACUGGCAGCUGACCUCUCUUUGAUAGAAGUGAAGUUGGCAGCAGCUGAAAAGUCUAAAGAAGAAUUCAGCAGCGAAAAAGACUUGAGUCCAAACAUCUCCAGUGAUGCAACAGUUCUGGGAAGGGAGUUUGAGCAGGAGAAAAAAGGCUCUGAUAAGCUAGAUACCGUGCUAGAAAAAAGUGAGGAACAAGUUGAUUCCAAAGAAAUCUAUUCCCUUGAAUAUACAAAACAUGAGAAAAAAAGGCCUGAUGCUAUUUUAGAAAUGAAAGAAGAAGGUACAGUUGAUAAACUUCCUGUAGCCGGGCUGGAGAGUGAUACUGCAUAUGACAAAGUGUUAGAAAAAGAGGUAACAAAAGAAAAAGAUCUUGUUUCUUUACUGACUCAGAAGGAAGAAAACUCUCUUAGCAUUAUACCAAAGGUAGCUGAGAUAGAAACACCACACAGGCCAGACUACGAUGCUAUAAAACACGAUAUGGAUGUUGCUGCCAGGAGAGCUGACCAGGAAUACCAGACCCAGCUACAUACUGAGAUCAGUGAGUUUGCUGCAGCUGGUUCAAAGCAGGACACAGAUUCUAUACAAAAAGCAGAGCCCGAAGCCCAAGAAUCUCAGCAGCAGCAAAAGGACCUGGCCUCUUUGCCCAAAGAACCAAAGGAGGCAGAUGUUCUUUCAAGAACUGAGCCUAGUGAAAUGAAGGACAGCACCAAACUAUCUGAGUCUGAAAUUAAGGAGAAAGUGCCUAAGCCUGAUCUGGUGCAUCAGGAAGCAGUAGAUAAAGAAGAAUCUUACGAGUCUAGCGGAGAACAUGAUCAAAUCCAGGAAGACGUAAAUGGAGAAUCUUUGAAACCUGAUGACCGCAAAAUAGAACCUCAGAAACUACCUGUAUCAGAUGAAGAGAUUACAUCACAAUUGCCAGUGGAAGAACCUUCCAUCGAGCUUGCCAUUUCAAAACCUGAUUCUCUGCAAGAAGAGACAGCUGAUAUCCAAAUGGAGAGCAUACCACAGCCUAAAGAAGAAAUUAAAGAGACGACUCCAGACAUAGCUGUGAGACCUGCAGAAACCACGGAGCAGCUACCAUGUGAUUUAACACCUGAGUCUGUAAAAGGCAAAGAGCAUGAAGAAAAAGAUGAAGAAAAAGAAGAAGAUGAUGAUAAGCAUCAACUCGUGUCAGACAUGCACCAAGAAAUAAAGUUGGAGGCACCUGCUGGAGAAGAGGCUCCGACUGAGGCUGGCCCAGAGGAAAUGCCUGAACUGAAAGGAGUUAUUGAGUCUGUUGUGACAAUUGAGGAUGACUUCAUCACGGUGGUGCAGAUGACUGUGGAUGAGGGCGAAUCUGCCUCUCACAGCGUACGCUUUGCUGCCGCACAGCAGGAAGAAAUGGAAAGAAGGGACUCCCUGCCUGAAGAGGAAGUGGAGAUGGAGAUGGAGGAACCCGCUGACAUCCAGGCAGAGCCCACAGAGGGCUCGCUGGAAGCUCCCGCUUCACCUGAGAAGGAGGAGAUCCUGCUAACCGAUUACAAGACAGAGACAUAUGAUGAUUACAAAGAUGAAACAACUAUCGAUGACUCCGUCAUGGACACGGACAGCCUGUGGGCAGAUACUCAAGAUGAUGAUAGGAGCAUCAUGACAGAACAGUUAGAGACUGUUCCUAAAGAGGAGAAAGCAGAGAGAGAAUUGCGAAGAUCAUCUCUCGAUAAGCAUAAAAAAGAGAAACCUUUUAAAACUGGGAGAGGCAGGAUUUCUACUCCUGAAAGAAAAAUAGCUAAAAAGGAACCUAGCACACUCUCCAGAGAUGAAGUGAGAAGGAAAAAAGCAGUGUAUAAGAAAGCUGAACUUGCUAAAAAAUCUGAAGUUCAGGCCCACUCUCCCUCCAGGAAAAUCAUUUUAAAACCUGCUAUCAAAUAUACUAGACCAACUCAUCUCUCCUGUGUUAAACGGAAGCAGACAGCGGCAGGUGGUGAAACAAACCAGGCUCCAGGUGUAUUUAAACAAGCAAAGGAAAAACUUUCAGAUGGAAUAACCAAGAGUCCAGAAAAGCGUUCCUCUCUACCAAGACCUUCCUCCAUCCUCCCCACUCGGAGAGGUAUAUCAGGAGACCGGGACAGAGAUGAGAAUUCUUUCUCCCUCAAUAGCUCCAUCUCCUCUUCAGUACGACGGACUACCCGAUCGGAGCCAAUUCGCAGCAGGACAGGAAAGAGUGGCACUUCUACGCCCACUACCCCUGGAUCCACUGCCAUCACUCCUGGUACCCCACCCAGCUACUCCUCCCGUACCCCAGGCACUCCUGGGACCCCAAGCUAUUCCAGAACCCCUCAUACUCCAGGCACUCCCAAGUCUGCUAUAUUGGUGCCCACUGAGAAGAAAGUCGCCAUCAUACGCACUCCUCCAAAAUCUCCAGCCACACCUAAGCAACUACGACUUAUUAACCAGCCUCUGCCGGACCUCAAGAAUGUCAGGUCCAAAAUUGGAUCGACAGACAACAUCCGGUACCAGCCAAAAGGGGGACAGGUUAGAAUUUUAAACAAGAAGAUCGAUUUUAGCGAUAUUCAGUCCAGAUGUGGUUCCAAGGAUAACAUCAAACAUUCUGCAGGGGGAGGAAAUAUACAAAUUGUAACCAAGAAAAUAGAUCUGAGCCAUGUCACUUCCAAAUGUGGCUCCCUGAAGAACAUCCGUCACAGACCAGGUGGGGGACGUGUGAAAAUUGAGAGUGUGAAACUGGAUUUCAAAGAAAAAGCUCACGCUAAAGUUGGUUCCCUUGAAAAUGCCCACCAUACACCUGGAGGUGGCAAUAUCAAGAUUGACAGCCAGAAGCUAAACUUCAGAGAGCAUGCUAAAGCCCGUGUAGAUCACGGGGCCGAGAUCAUUACGCAGUCACCAGGCAGGUCCAGCGUGCCUUCACCGCGCAGACUCAGCAACGUCUCGUCCUCUGGAAGCAUCAACCUGCUGGAAUCCCCUCAGCUUGCUACCCUCGCUGAAGAUGUCACGGCCGCCCUUGCUAAGCAGGGCUUAUGAAUUUGCUCCAUUUAGCAGUGUAUGAAGUAAUAAUAUUUAGACAUGAGCUCUUGGCAGGAAUGGGCUCUGAGCAGGUGUUACAUUCAUUCUUUACCAUGUCUAAAAUUAAGUCACAUCCCAAGACUGUAGCAACCAUACAAUAAAAAAAACCCCCAAAAUAAUUAAAUAGAUGCAGAAAUUGGCCUGAUCUCCAUUUACAGCAGGAAGACACUGGCUUUACAUGGGUAUGCAAUUGCAGUGUAUGACAUUGGACGAUUAUUGUCGCUCUGCUCUGUCUUGCAUGGAGUACCGUACUAUGAUAAAAUGCAUUUUUACCUUUCCAUGUGCCUGAGGGCCAUUCACCUCUUUCUGACUUGCUACUAUCCCAAGUUGCUCAUUUCACAGUUCUGUUGAUGGGUGGGAGGAAAAAAAAGUCGCCCAUUGUAACUUAUUACAGGUUAAAUUAAACUGAAGAGCCUAGUUACCGGAUGGGAAGGGCAUAUAAAGGAAAUCAAGUUUAAUUUUAAAAAGUGUUAUUUUGUAUAAAUGGGUAGAAGGAGAAAGACUGGAUUAAGUUAUUAACGUUUUGGGGCCUGGAUAAUUAUGUCAGUGUAUAGCUGAUUCCAAUAAAUUAUUUAACUGAUAACUAAAAAUAGUAGUUGAAAAACAUUUGAAUUGUGCUUGAGGAAGUGGCAUUUUUAAAACAAAAACGCUGUUGAAAGGAAGCACUUCCAUUUCAAUGGGCUUGUGUCUGAUUAGAAUGUCGGUUAAGCGGCUAGAUUUGUGUACACACUACCGGUUUCACAUCCUUUCCAUCUGUUUGAUACAGUAUUAUAGAUAUAUAUAUUUCUCUGUGGCCAUUUGUGAUACGCCCUCAUAUACUUGAAUAUUAUACUUCUUUAUUCACAGUAUCUGUGUCUCUUGCACCCUUUGGUGUUGCAAUUUUAGGUAUGUAAAAGUAGAUGUUAGCAGGGUUUUUUUUCCCUAUUCAGAAAAAAAUACAUAAAAAGACAAAAACGUUUAGCAUGAAAUUGCUUUCUGUAACAACUAAAAGCCGUGACCCUGUUUUAGUGUCAGAUGCAAGUCUCUUCUGUGAUGCUAGAAAAAUUAUUCCUUUUCCCCACCCUCCUUUUUUCACCAAGACUGAUUUUGUGAGUUCCAGAUGUUUAGAAAAAGGGUUUCCAAAGAGGUGGGUUUGGAUUCUGGAUUUUUUAAAAUCAAAAACAGUUUGGUUUUAGCUUUUUUUUUUUAAACUUCUGUAGUAACAAUGAAUGUUGGAUUUAUUUCAUUGAAUUUUUUUCUUUUGCUAAAGUUGAAAAAAGUAUUGGGGUGUCAUUCCAUACCUUCAGUAGUGUCUUAUGUGUACACUCGGGCACUCUGGUAGUAUAGCAGUAAACACUGUAGAGAUGCCAAUAAAUUAUAAUUAAUAAAUUAAAUAGAUAGAUAAAACGAACUCCCUAGCCUGGAUCACCAAGGUGACUGAAUAGAUAAAUAGGGCAUCUUUAAAUCUCAACAAAGAAGCAGCAAGUGUAUGUUGACUAUAAAAAGUAUAAGAAAAGUGUGCAUAAACUUGCAGAGAGACACAUAAACAUCAGAUCUAAGGGAGUUACUUGUGAGAACUCCAACACAACAUUAUGGACACUAAGAAAACACUGCUGAAGGUAAUAUGGUGGUAUUACUCAUCAGUGGAUAACAAAUCUGCUGAUGUUAUGUACAGUAGACAUUAUAAAAUGACCAAUUUACACACUUGCAGAUUGUUGGCUCUCUUCCUUUUGAAAUCUCUAGCUAAUCUUUACACUGUCAACUGAGCUAGACAUGAAUUGUGUAUUAAGUCAACCUUGUGUAUUGGAAGCUUUUGAGUACUCUGUUCUUUUUAGUGUGUGUGUGUGUGUGUGUUGGGGAUUGAUCUGAAAAGAACAUAGAGAUGAUGUUUGUGUCUGCGCAGAAGAUUCUUAUAAUUAAUAGCAAAGGAUUCCACAGAAUUAAAUUUAGUAUUAAUCUGCACAAAUACUAAAGAGUAAAUCUUCAGUGUGGUGAAUGGAGAUUUUGGCCAAGCAGUUGUUCCCCGUGGCAUUAAGAUGAAUUAUAUGGCUCAAACUCCAUGCACCUUACUGAAGAUGAACUCCUAAAUAGCCCCACACAUCAACUCCGCAAAAAGCUUUUUCACACUCUAAAGCACGGAAUGCUGUUUGUAAGUCAGUUAUUUUAUACAAAAGACAUGGAGUUUAGCAACCAUCUAAAGUGCAUCAAGAGGAUUCUGAUUUCUGCCUUGUAAUUGCUGUACUGUUGCUUAGAAUAACCAAUGGGAAUUUACUUGGAAAUAAUGUUUGGUGUGGUCCAUAAAAAUGUCUUGCCAUUGUUUAAGAAAAACAAAAAGAGGAACAAGAACAGUAUUUCUGAUCAUGUUGCUCUCCAUCAAUUAAUGCAGAUGCGCCGUGCAGUGUUUUUAUUAUGCCUUUUGCCAAUGUUAGGAAGAGCCUAAGGUACUCUUCAGCCUCAGCUUCACUGAAGUUGAACACAGCUGGUCAGAACAGUAUUUAAACUAUGACUCAAGUACUUUUUAUCCUGCUUUUAAAAAAAAACAAAACCACAUUCUGUAGAUGGUGAAGUUUAGUUAUUGCACAUACACAUCCAAAGUCAAACUGAUGUAACACACCAAGUCAUUUACUUCAUGCUUUGAAAUGAGCUUUCUUGUCUUAAUUCAAGCAAAGUCCUUGUAAUCAAUAAUUGUCCUUCCAUAGAAAGAGUUCUAGAACUUUUGUGAGGAGCUAGAUGAAGAUAAAAGAAACCAAGAGUUUAUGUUAAAUAAAAUGCAAGUUACGUUACGCAACUCUAGAUAUUCACUGAAAAAGCUCAUAAGAAUCUUAACUUCUCAAGAAGAGUGUCAGUUUAAAAACUUUGCAAGCACUUAGUGGCCAUGUUCCAGUUUUCUGGAACCCACGUCUUUAACAGUGCUAUUCUGUUGGCAAGUUUAGCCCGUCAGUGACAUCUAAGAGCCAACUUCUCUCUAUUUGUAACAGUGAAUAAAUAGAAAAUUUAAAUUAAGCCAAAUCGGAUAGGCAUGGGAGAAUCAAAACUGAGUAUAUUUGUUGAGUUGUAGGACAAUGGAAAAGGCACUCUGGGUGUCUCUACAUCUGCAAAAUAUCUGUUUCUAUGUAAUCCUAGGCAGGAAGAAAUCCAGUAAAAGUUGAGCAGAACUUGGUCCAGCAACAAUGAAGGAGAAACUAACAAUGAUGAGGAUACUCCUGUGUCCACUAGACAACACAUAUUUUCACUGUACAGCAGUAAAUGGUAUUAGCCAGCUAACACUAUGUUAAUGUACAGUAGCAACAUUUCUUUCCUCAUUAUGACUGCUUGCAAAUAUAUAUAAACUGGCCUAUCUACACAACCCAAAGGGAGUUGAAAGGCGGUCUAUGUGGACUACUGUAUAUGAGAAAAGUUUUUGCUGGGCUGGACCAAAAUAUUUUCUGAAAAUCAAGUAUGAACAUCUCUUCAAAGACAGAUGUCUUUAAGUGUAGAUCACUUUUGUUAUAUAAAAUGAAGCAGAUAGAAUUUUAGCCUAGGUGUGUGUAGAGCUCACUCGCUCUUAGUAAUCUUACUCAAGCAAUGCCCUCGGCAGGAAAAUAAUUUACUUUCAGACUUAAAGGUCAGGCAAAAAAGCCACUUCAACUUUAGCAAAGAGAAAAAAGAAACAAAAAAAAUCAUAUUCUGUAUGCUGGGAUUUGGAGGAAUACAGUCUGCCGUUACAAACCUGUGUUUUUUCUGAUAAUUCUAGAGCCUGUUACCAUAAAGAGACAUUUCUUGAAUGGCUGGUGGUAGUUAGUUCAUGUUUUUCAAUCCAAUUUGCAAUUGUAUUUGUUGCUGUAUAGUGAUUGUUUUGCAAAAUAAAAUUGCUUGUCAUCUAA
This is a messenger RNA of Chrysemys picta bellii (western painted turtle), 9611 nucleotides long. NCBI's taxonomy places the organism in Eukaryota, Metazoa, Chordata, Testudines, Emydidae. The record is from RefSeq and is a predicted model, not a curated record.